AAAAAAAAAAAAAAAAAAAGGGAAAAAAAGGGAAAAAAAAAAUGGGUUGGGAAAAUAGCAAGCCCACAAUAGUGAUGGUGGCAUGUCAAUUCAUGUACGCCGGAGUUAAUCUAAGUUCACGAGCUGUGCUUUUGGAAGGGAUGAGUUCAAGGGUCUUUGUUGUCUAUAGGCAAUGCUUUGCUUUCUUGCUUAUAGUUCCUGUUGCUUAUUUCUCAAGUGUGACGUUAAAUCAGAACUUAUAUUUCGAGGGUUUGUACCUCGCCUCAUCAUCAGCUGCCAGCGCAUUGGGCAAUUUGGUCCCAGCCAUCACUUUUGUCAUGGCUUACUUAUUGGGGUUGGAGAAAGUGAAUGUGAGAAGAUGGGGAAGCAUAGCUAAAAUAAGUGGAACAACAGUUUGUGUGAGUGGUGCAGUUGCAAUGGCAGUCUUUAAAGGUCCAAAGUUGCUUAACAUGGAAAUUAUGCCAACAAAUUCAAUUACAUAUCACUUUUCUGGACUUGGAUCAUCAAAUUCAAGUGGACAUGACACGUGGCUGCUAGGCUGUCUAUUUCUCUUUGGGAAUUGCUGUUGCUGGUCACUCUGGCUUAUUUUACAGGUGAAUGUUAGUGCUUUGUAUCCCGACCAUCUCUCGUUAACGGCGUGGCUGUGCUUCUUAUCGGCUGCACAGUCUGGAAUCGUAACAGUGAUAGUUGAACCGAGGGCGAUUUCAUGGUUAUCGACUACCCGCUUUCAACUAAUUUGCUGCUUCUGUGCAGGCUUAACUGCAGCAAUCACUUUCUUUGCUCAAACGUGGUGCAUCGCCAAAAGAGGACCCGUCUUCUCAGCUAUGUUCAAUCCUCUUUGUACCAUUAUUGUUGCUAUACUCGCCUGCAUCUUCCUGAAUGAGGAGUUGUACACUGGAAGGUACAACCUAUCUACAUUU
Molecule: messenger RNA, 920 nt
Organism: Striga asiatica
Lineage: Eukaryota; Viridiplantae; Streptophyta; Magnoliopsida; Lamiales; Orobanchaceae
Source: the annotation of a GenBank genome assembly